This is a messenger RNA of Histoplasma capsulatum G186AR, 519 nucleotides long. RefSeq lists its product as uncharacterized. The transcript is spliced from 3 exons. Bases 1 to 519 code for a protein of 172 amino acids. Lineage: Eukaryota; Fungi; Ascomycota; Eurotiomycetes; Onygenales; Ajellomycetaceae. The record is from RefSeq and is a predicted model, not a curated record.
AUGGCCGUAUCAAGGUACGAAUCUGCGAAAGAUGAUCUCCAGCGUGCUCUUGUCCGUGCGGCAGGACAAAUAUACAAGUAUGAAUCGAGACUCGGAAUCGAUAGUCAAGUUGUUAACGUUUUCGCAACCGGCUUUUGCCCCGAAUUCUACCGCAUGCAGAGCAGUAAUGUCCGGGAGUUAGUACUCCAAGACGCUCUCAUACCUGGACAAGAGCUGAUCCUGUUUGAGAGUUUAAAAUUAAGAGUAUUCGCAUUACCUAUGCUUUUCGCAGUCGGCUGGACAUCAUCACUCUUCGAGGACCCCGACGAUUCCUCCAUGUUGACGGUAGAGUCUGCUGCCGACUAUUUGUCCGUGUAUCUUGACAUGAAGGGGUUGACGUACUUAGGAUUUGAAUACCUUCGAUCAUGUCUGAAACGCUAUGGCUUUGAUCCGGAUCUCGAAUUUUACCACUGGCUGAAUCAGAUGUAUUUUAAACGCUAUGGUAUUCCGUAUGUUGUUCGCAGCGUUCCAUAUUCGUGA